AUGUGCUCAAAGUCCACCUCCUCUACCGCCCCCUCACCCUAUUGGCUGGCUUCGCUUUUGGGUUGUGAGGCCCAAAUCUCCUCUUUCUUCUCCUGCAGUGCUUCUCCUGUUUGUUUGGUCUUUUUUUCUCCUCCAUUUUUUGCACACAAUGGCAUCAGAGCACGACCGAGCUGUCUUGCAGGCUAUUUUCAAUCCUAACACCCCGUAUGGCGACGUCCCUGGGCUGGACCUGGAGCAGGAAUUAACGGAUGAUGAAAGCUCCUUUGAUGCAGACUUGCUGAGGCAAGUAAAAAACUUGGAGAGUCGUGGAGUCUCUGCGGCCGAGGCGGGGGACUUGCGGGAGGCCCUUGAGCUUUUCGACCAGGCCGUACAAAUUCUGCCCCGGCGUGCGUCAGCUUACAACAACCGGGCUCAGACACUGCGACUCCAAGGAAACACGACAGGUGCUCUGGAGGACUUGGACCGUGCCAUCUCCCUGAGCGAGGGCAGGGGUCGGACAGCCUGCCAAGCGUUAGUCCAACGGGGCCUCCUGCGUAGGCUAGCGAGCCAAGACGACAAGGCCCGGGAGGACUUCCAGAAGGCGGCAGCACUUGGCAACGAAUUCGCCCGACAACAGGUGGUGCAGCUGAACCCGUACGCAGCACUUUGCAACAAGAUGCUCUGCGAGGUCAUCGGAAAGCUGCGUAACCCAGACAUCGGCGAGACCAGACUGUAGUUGCAAUCAAUUGAGGUUUUAUUUUUUUUCAUCCUAGAUGAACAGUGGGGAAAAUAUGUAUUUAGUCAACCACUAAUUGUGCAAGUUCUCCCACUUAAAAUAUUAGAGAGGCCUCUAAUUGUCAACAUGGGCAAACCUCAACCAUGAGAGACAGAGCGUGGAAAAAACAAACAGAAAAUCACAUUUUUUGAUUUUUAAAGAAUUUAUUUGCAAAUCAUGGUGGAAAAUAAGUAUUUGGUCAAUACCAAAAGUUCAUCUCAAUACUUUGUUAUGUACCCUUUGUUGGCAAUAACGGAGGCCAAACGUUUUCUAAAACUAUUCACAAGCUUUUCAUACACUGUUGCUGGUAUUUUGGCCCAUUCCUCCAUGCAGAUCUCCUCUAGAGCAGUGAUGUUUUGGGGCUGUUGUUGGGCAACACGGACUUUCAACUCCCUCAACAUAUUAUCUAUGGGGUUGAGAUCUGGAGACUGGCUAGGCUCCACUCCAGGACCUUGAAAUGCUUCUUACAUGCCACUCCUUUGUUGCCCUGGCUGUGUGUUUGGGAUCAUUGUCAUGCUGAAAGACCCAGCCACAUCUCAUCAAUGCCCUUGCUGAUGGAAGGAGAUUUUUAUUCAAAAUCUCUCCAUACAUGGCCCCAUUCAUUCUUUCCUUUAAACAGAUCAGUCGUCCUGGUCCCUUUGCAGAAAAACAGCCCCAAAGCAUGAUGUUUCCACCCCCAUGCUUCACAGUGGGUAUGGUGUUCUUCGGAUGCAAUUCAGUAUUCUUUCUCCUCCAAACACGAGAACCUGUGUUUUUCUACCAAAAAGUUCUAUUUGGGUUUCAUCUGACCAUAACACAUUCUCCCAGUCCUCUUCUGGAUCAUCCAAAUGCUCUCUAGCAAACCGCAGACGGGCCUGGACCUGUACAUUCUUCAGCAGGGGGACACGUCUGGCAGUGUAAGAUUUGAGUCCCUGGCGGCGCAUUGUGUUACUGAUGGUAGCCUUUGUUACUGUGAUCCCAGCUAGGAUUUUGCUCACCGUUCUUGUUAUCAUUUUGACGCCACGGGUUGAGAUCUUGCAUGGAGCCCCAGAUAGAGGGAGAUUAUCAGUGGUCUUGUAUGUCUUCCAUUUUCUAAUAUUGCUCCAACAGUUGAUUUCUUUACACCAAGUAUUUUACCUAUUGCAGAUUCAGUCUUCCCAGCCUGGUGCAGGUCUACAAUUUUGUCUCUGGUGUCCUUCGACAGCUCUUUGGUCUUGGCCAUAGUGGAGUUUGGAGUGUGACGGACUGAGGUUGUUGUAGACAGGUGUCUUUUAUACCGAUAAUGAGUUAAAACAGGUGCCAAUAAUACAGGUAACGACUGGAGCCUCGUUAGACCUCGUUAGAAGAAGUUAGACCUCUUUGAAUGCCAGAAAUAUUGCUUGUUUGUAGGUGACCAAAUACUUAUUUUCCACUCUAAUUUGGAAAUAAAUUCUUUAAAAAUCAAAAAAUGUGAUUUUCUGUUUUUUUUUUUUCCACAUUCUGUCUCUCAUGGUUGAGGUUUACCCAUGUUGACAAUUACAGGCCUCGCUAAUCUUUUCAAGUAGGAGAAUUUGCACAAUUGGUGGUUGACUAAAUACUUAUUUGCCCCACUGUAUGAUGGAAAAUGUACAUUGUUAAAAAAACAAAAAACAGGUUUUCUGUUGUUGUUGUUUGGUUGAACACUUGUACGUUUACUGGACUGAAGGAUUUUAACAGCUACAAUUUUCACUGUGAUGAAGGCCAAGUGAUUAACAUUUGGCAUACAACUAAGGCCUACAGAAUAUCAUGUCUACAUAUGUAAAAAGCAUGUUUCAAGUAUAGUUAAAUCUUUAUUUAAUUAGUAUGAUUAAUCAUGAUUGUAUUUUAAAAAUAUUUUUUGCAAAUAAAUACAAUUAAUAAAAUGUUAAUAAAAACAAAGUUAAUAUAAUUAAAUUGCAUAAAAUCAGAAAUACACUCCAGUGAGGGGCCCCAAUACAGGUAGUUCCCGGUUUACAAACGAGUUCCGUUCCUACGUUGGCAACAUAACCCAGAUUUCCGCGUAAAUCAGAAUUAACCUUUUAAGUACCCCUAAAUCUCAAAAUAACUAUCCAAAAAUAUAUAAUAUCGAUCAUUGUGCUGUCCUUGCCAAUAUGUUGGAGCCAAUUUCUAGCUAGACAGUGACCCGAGCUCCGAAAUGACGAUGUCAGACAUCUAUGCGGUUUGCUGACUUCAUUCAGCUGCUCAUGAGAUCAAAAAUUGCAGAAUGAAACUAAAAUAAAAAUGAAAUUUAAUCAGUUUCAUUUUGAAGGAAUCUGACUUUUAUCCAGAUUGCAGGAAUCACACCAGCCAACCGAAUUUAUUUGAAUUCGGCAGCAAUCAUACAGCACAGAGAGUACCAGACGAAGAGGCAAACUGGAUCCAAGGUCACCAUAUCACAAGUCCACAAAAGAUUCCCAAACGAAAUGACAACGAUUUGUUAAACAUUCAGUCUCUUAAAGGCUCUGGUGAGGUGGGCUGUGGUCCGGAAGAAGGGUGUGUUUGAGUGUUAUUUAGCAUUAUUGUCUGUUGUGGAUUGGAAAGGAGAAUUUGAGCGUUACUCUUGUGAGGGUAACGAGAGUGUGUGAGAAAUGUGUGCGCAGGCUUGCAGCUGUAUUCUUUCCCCUCUCUCUUUCACUCGGCCGCAUGACUUCUACGUGGGAGCAAAAGCGCUUUUCCUCGUGUGUGUGCGUGCGCUCUUCUUUGUGUGUGCUAAAACAUUUUUUUUUCGUGUGUAUAUGCGCUCUUAC
Corythoichthys intestinalis (scribbled pipefish) is the source of this 3477-nucleotide messenger RNA. Its product is annotated as tetratricopeptide repeat protein 36-like. The record is from RefSeq and is a predicted model, not a curated record. Gene Ontology annotation, molecular function: protein binding. Gene Ontology annotation, biological process: cilium assembly. Lineage: Eukaryota; Metazoa; Chordata; Actinopteri; Syngnathiformes; Syngnathidae. Bases 149 to 715 code for a protein of 188 amino acids. The transcript has 3 exons.